Messenger RNA from Hyposmocoma kahamanoa, 4364 nucleotides. RefSeq lists its product as uncharacterized. The record is from RefSeq and is a predicted model, not a curated record. The transcript has 10 exons. The coding region runs from base 357 to 2882 and encodes 841 amino acids. Lineage: Eukaryota; Metazoa; Arthropoda; Insecta; Lepidoptera; Cosmopterigidae.
GGUACCAUCACCAUUAAUGAUAUAAAUAAAAUAAAAAUAAAUAGUGUUAUAAUUUAAGUUUGUUAAUACUAAUAAAAUCAGUAAUUAAUUUCAGUAGGGGAUUUGAAAAGACAUAUAGCAGAAACUGGAAAUUUACGGGACGCGGAAUGGACGGUGGAAGACUAUCGUAGAUGGAACAAGUUCUGGAAGGGCAGCUGAAAAAUAUAUGGUCUGGGGUACCUUCAUCAGGCCACAUUCACAAAUUGAGUUAUCCCGUAUUCUAAGUUUUGCCAGAUGGACCAGGGUGCAGGCAUGACCAAGGCGAAGUCGGCAUAUCGUAGAAGUUACAGAUUUACUGAAUCCUUAAAGUAAGCAAGAUGAAGGCCAUUGACUCAAAAGUUUUGUCAAUUAACACGAUGACUGCUCGUGCAAUGCACGUUAUACUCCGAGUGGUCGUGCUGGCCUCGCCGUGCGCGACUCUCGAAGUUUACUUCGCCCCAUUUGAAGAGCGUGCUAGCAAUUUCUACGAAGACUACAGUUCUGAUUCCAAUACGUCAACCCAGGGCUGGCGCGGCAACUCACUGGCCUCAACGGUCCAAAGCAAUGCCUCUGGUCCGCCUGACGACAUAGACGGAGUCAAGAAGGUGCUCAAACGAGUACUAUCAGUAAGCGUAACCGAUGGACUCCCAAGACCGACUGGUAGGAUUCAAGAAACACAAAUAAGAGGACAUAAACGUCAAGCGGACCCAGAUGGAUAUAGUGCGGACAUAGGAAAUAUAACAGAAUUCUCUAUACACAAAACUCUAACUAGGGAAAUUAAUAGAAUCGCGGAACAGAUUACCACAAUAGAACAAGAAAUUUUAACGUCAAAACAUGUAAAUGACGGACAAUUUCUCAAUGAUUACGAUGAAGAAUACACAGAAAAGGAAUAUAAAAGUGAUAUCCACAGACGUGCCCCUGCACAGUACCACUUUUGGGAGAAAAAUGGAAAAAGUGAUUUACAAGUAUCCGUGAACCGCAAAGUUAAACCUUUUCUUGGUGCAAGUGUUUCUGGACAAGUAGCAAACGAUGAAAAAGAAAAGUGGAAAGAGGACGAUGCGACGACUGACAAAGACAUAACAAAAAAAGUCGUAUUAGAAUCUUUGAGAGAUAAGCCUGAAAAUAUUGAAGAGUCCUCAAAAGAGAACAAUGACGCAUUGGAUAAAAUAUUGCACGAAAGAACUUUUAUGCAUAACCUUUUUAACGAUUAUGAAGAAGUGCAAUACUGGAACAAAUUAUUUGUUACGCCGCAGCCGUCUCUUUCUCCAACUACAAUUGAUCUGUUUGAAGAUUCAAACCAAUUUGAUAACCAACAUACACUACUUCCUCAAUUUGUCUUAAGAACCACACAAACGAAAAACAAAUCAAAAUCACCUACCAGUAGGAUUACACAAUCACCAUUACGUACACAACUUAAGCGAACAAAUAUAUUUUUAGCCGACGUACUACAGCGGACUACAGCGGACAUAUUUUCGAAUAAAAUACUAAGCAACGUAUUUAUAUCUUCAACCCAGCCCGAAACCAUGACGACAUUAGCAACCCCUCUCGAAAUAAUGUAUAGUAAAACUGUAACACCAGAGACUACUGUACGACGUCUACCACAGAGUCGACAUUUUCUGCCUACAACUGCAAGAAUUGACUAUGAAAAAGUAACAAAAAUGUAUCCAACAAGAACGGAAGAGGCAACGAAAGCAAAUGAUUUUAAAUCACCAAUGCAAUACCAGGUUAAACCUGUGCAUUUAGGAAUCUUUGAAGCAACAAAACAAUUUUCUAAUGUUCCUAUAACAAUGACAAAUACUGAUACGUGUACUCCAACAAAUGAGGGCCAACUAUUUGAAUAUUUAGAUGCAUUCACUUUCACAGAUAGCAUACGGCCACACUUGCCAAGAAUGAGAAAUUAUACGAACAGUAAACAUAAUACGGGCGUAAUGCAACCCAACGAUGCGAUACCGAAUUCUUUUGACUUAUCUUUCCUUAGGGGUAUGGAUGAUGUAGACCAACCAGAUAAUAUGGAUUUUAACAAUUUCGUACCGUCUAUGAUAAAAAUGGUUCAAAAAAUAGUCGAUAACAACAAAAAGGAGGAUAUCGUCCCUAAAUUGCGAGAGCAGUUGGAUAAAAGUAUGGAUCAUGCGCCGACGUGUCCUGAGGUCAUCCGUACAACAUCGUUUAAAAAUGGAACAGAGAUGACAACGACGACGGAGACGACGGCGACGGCCUCGGAGAAGACGACCUCCGAGAAGACGACGAUUACUGCCGAAGCUAAUACUGCGAUCUCUUCUUCAACUCCAAAUUGGGAUAACUAUGACGAUGACAAUAUGACUGGCGUUGUCAUGGGAAAGUGUUACGUGUGUGGCAUGGAAGAGGAGGGGAUACCACUGUCGGCGGACUGCGCGAGCGCCUUCACCGUAGAAACCUUUAAUUUUCAAGAUACAGGUGCCGCUUCCAAGGUGGAUACGAAAGAUUUCAAAAGAUUUUGCCGAUAUAUCGACGCGCCCAAAGUGCACAUUAAGCCAGACAGCCCAAAAUCGUUUUGGGGACGGUUCACUGGCGGAUGCUCAGUGCGAUUUUCUGACAUAGCUACUGUUUACACCCAAAGAACGUGCAGGAAUAAAAAUAGGCCGUUGUUGGGGCGACAUUUCGCUAGCAAGCGGAUGGCAAAACUGGAAAAAUCGUUGAUGAAUGUUGACAACGGCUGUAUAGUGAGCCCAAUGGCAACGCUUCUACCCUUAUCGAAGAGUAUAUCUCUGUUUUCAAAGUUUACAGCCUGCGUAUGCACAGGCAGUUGGUGUAACACGGUUGAAGUCAGUCACAGUGGGAAAAAGUACUUCUUCAUGUUACUGAUUAGUAUUAUGAAUACUUUAUAAAGAUCUGCCGCUACGGACUUGACACCGUCGACGUUUCAGCUUGUGACUCACGCCUUCGCUACCUCAAACACAUGAUUGUUGCUUAAGGUUCCAUUUAUUUUACAAAUGUGUAUUAUUAACAAUAUAAUAUACUUUACAUCAUUGUGUCUGAUGGUGGAAGCGCCACCUUCGAGUACAAUUUGCUGCUACACUAGCACUACUGUUUCACCAAUAGCCCCGCCGCCUUCCGCUCCUGCACCUCAACCCUUGGGUUCUAACUCUCGAGGGCUUCCAGUGUCUGCUCUCGUUCUUAGUCUGAUAUCCGUUCCUCCGACGUCCGUAUUCCAUAGCAUUCAAGUUUACUUGAAAAGAGCAAACCUUACAGUUUCUUGCUCAUUCUUCUCAGGGAGGUCAGCGUAGUGAACGAGCAGUAGCUUAAAUAUGAUGUUUUCUAGUGUAAAUUUAUUUUACCUAUGGAACAAAUGAUUCUUUGAUUUUGAUCCGCGCGAACCAAUUAUUGUCAACAAAUUAAAGGACGCGUGAUGGUGUUUUGAUUUGGUCAUCAUCAUCAAUCAUCAACAGCCUGUCGUAGUCCAUUGCUGGACAUAGGCCUCUCCCAAUACGCGGCAUUUCGCCGGUCCUCAGCUCCUUGCAUCCAUCUGCUGCCAGCAGCGCUUCGCAAGUCGUCACUACAUCUGGCCAGAGGGUCUUGUACACUACGUUUGUCGAACCGUGGUUUCCGCUCAAGAACUCGCUUUCCCUAUCGGUUAUCGGUUCUUCGACAGAUAUGUCCAGCCCACUGCCAUUUCAAUUUGCUUAUUCUACCAGCUAUGUCGACGACCUUAGUUCUCUGACGGAUAACCUCGUUCCGUACCUUGUCCUUCAGAGAAACUCCGAGCGUAGCUCGUUCCAUAGCUAGCUGAGCGACUUUCAGAUGGUGAACGAACCGUAUCGUGAGCGUCCACGUCUUGGCUCCGUAUGUCAUAACAGGUAGAACGCACUGAUUUGGUCGAGUAUUAUUUAUUUGACGUAAUGUUUCGUAUUGCGAACGGAGCUGUCCUCCUGUUCCGUGUCAUCCGAUGUCCUAUUCUACUACACUGCCAUAACAGUUGUAGUACCAGUCAAAGCUUUAGACCACAAAGAACUGAAGGGCCCUGCCACUGCGCCCGUCACCUUGAGACACAAAGUUGACAAGUCCCAUAUGCCCAGUACCCUUCAAAACCGGAACACAGUAAUGCUUGAUUUACUGUUUUGGCGACAGAAUCAGGUGAGGUGGCAGUACUUCCCUGAACGAACUCUUUUACAAAAAGCUCUACUGUUCCUAAAUAUUCGAACAAUAGUUUUUUAUAUAUAAAUGCAUUAUUUACUUCUUAUAUCUUCAAUCCUUACUUAUAUUUCAUAGUUCUUAAGGUUGUUUCACAACAAGGAAUUGCUUGUUAUUUGAACCGACCCUUUUCGACAUUUUUAUUAGGUAGAUAGAUAGUUUAUUGUCUUGCAUCACGC